AUGGGACAACGUCAAUCAACAACAAUAGCACCAAUAGAAUCUCCACAAGUUGAUCUACCAGUAAAAACAUUAAAAUUUGAAAAUAAUUCAACAUAUACUGUGCCUGGUAAACUGGAAUAUAUUGGUCAAUUUCAAAAUGGAGAUAUGCAUGGUUUUGGAAAAAUGAUACAUACGAAUGGUACCGAAUAUGAAGGUGAAUAUAAACAUAAUAGAUGGGAUGGACAUGGCAAAUUAAAAUAUCCAAAUUGGCAGAUUUAUAGAGGUGAAUUUCAAGAUGGAUUAAGACAUGGUCAUGGUGUUCUAUAUAAUUCAGAUGGUACAGCAAGACGUAGUGGACAAUGGAAAUAUGGUGAAGCAAGUCAUUGUUGUGGUUUAUGUUAA
Molecule: messenger RNA, 381 nt
Organism: Adineta steineri
Lineage: Eukaryota; Metazoa; Rotifera; Eurotatoria; Adinetida; Adinetidae
Source: the annotation of a GenBank genome assembly